AGUUUGAAAGCAUAUUGGAACCUAAAAGCUUAGUAGAAUUUAAAGGCUCAGUUAAAUCUAAAAGUUUAAUGGAACCUGAAAGCCUGAUGGAACUUAAAAGCUCAGUGGAACUUAAAAGUUUUAUAGAACUUGAAAGCUUAGUGAAACCUAGAAGCUUAGUAAGAUCUGAAGAUGUAUUAAUUCAAAAUAGCAAAGUUUAUGAUUCUCUUAAAGCUUUUAAAUAUAUGGCUGACUAA
Messenger RNA from Dentiscutata heterogama, 236 nucleotides. NCBI's taxonomy places the organism in Eukaryota, Fungi, Glomeromycota, Glomeromycetes, Diversisporales, Gigasporaceae. The record is from the annotation of a GenBank genome assembly.